GAGGAGGACACCUGUGACCUGAAGACUGCCCUUCGGUUUAAGGGUAAGUGACCCUGCCCUCUCCUCCAUCUCCAUGCCUACAUAGCCCCACACCCUUCUCUCUCUCUCUUCCCUCGUUAUGUUACUUUCAUGUGAUAUACCCUAAUAAUUAAAUCUUCCACUCUCAGUGGCCUAAGGGAAGAAUCAAUUUUUUAUCUUCAAAUCUUCUUCCUUUCUUAGCCCACUGUCAAUGAUGGGAGAUGGGUGUGUGAUUCAGGCCACACCCAGUUCCAACAAGAAGAAGAACAAGAAGAAGAAGAACAAGGGUGGCACCAAGAAGAAGAUGACCCACGACCAGGUUCUCGCCUUCAAGUUUGUCAGUGAGUGGGUUUUCUUGGAUCACCCUUCUGCUUCGUCAUCAUUUUCUUCUUCUCCUUCCGCUGCUUCCUGUGUUGUGGAUGAUUUCGGGGUGCAGAAACCUGUGGGGAGAGGUGGGGAGAAACUCCUCUUUGAAUUGCAUUCACACUCCAAAUUCAGUGACGGGUUCUUCUCCCCCUCCAAAGUUAUUGAGAGAGCUCACAUCAAUGGCGUGAAAGUUCUUGCUCUGACAGAUCAUGACACUAUGGCAGGCAUUCCUGAAGCUGUAGAAUCAGCUCGUAAAUAUGGCAUCAAGAUUAUUCCAGGUGUUGAAAUUAGUUCCAUAUUUUCUCCAAGAGGAGACUCGGAAAUAGAGGAACCAGUUCACAUUUUAGCAUAUUACAGUAGUAUUGGACCAACGAGGUUUGAGGAGCUGGACAAGUUUCUAUCGAAUAUAAGGGAUGGACGUUUUCUUCGUGCAAAGAACAUUGUCUUAAAACUGAACAAGCUCAAAUUACCUCUUAAAUGGGAGCAUGUUUGCAGGAUUGCUGGCAAGGGGGUUGCCCCCGGGAGGCUUCAUGUUGCCAGGGCCAUGGUUGAGGCAGGUUAUGUAGAAAAUCUAAGACAAGCCUUUGCUCGGUAUCUUUUCGAUGGAGGACCUGCUUAUUCCAAGGGAAGUGAGCCUCUGGCAGAGGAAGCAGUAAAAAUGAUUUGUCAUACUGGGGGUGUUGCUGUUCUGGCUCAUCCUUGGGCAUUGAAACAUCCAGUUCCCAUAGUCAGAAGGUUAAAAGAAGCUGGUCUUCAUGGGAUGGAAGUCCACAAAAGUGAUGGAAAGCUUGCAGCAUAUAGUGACUUGGCUGAUGCUUAUGGGCUUUUAAAGAUUGGAGGGUCAGACUAUCAUGGGAGAGGAGGGCACAAUGAAUCUGAACUGGGAAGUGUGAACCUUCCAGUACUAGUGUUGCAUGACUUCCUUAAGGUAGCUCGACCUAUCUGGUGCAAUGCCAUCAGGGAGAUAAUAGAGUGUUAUGCUGAGGAACCUUCUGAUUCUAACCUAGCAGCAAUUACAAGGUUUGGGAGAACCCGCAUUUUAAAGGGAGGUUCACCCUUGAGUUGUGGACAGGACUUGAUUGAUCAUUGUUUACCUCUCUGGUUAUCUAGCCAGGAGAUGGAAAAUGCUGAGUUUGAAGCCAUCAAGUUAAAGCUUUCCAAUGUUUCGGUUAGUCAGGUUCUGGUAGAGACUUAACAGUAGUUGUGUGUGUAACUUGUGUAUGCCACACAUUAAUCAUUCUCAUUGUUGUUGCUAGUUAAUCUUAAUAUUAAUUUUGUUAGUCAAGCUCAGUUUGUCCA
Vigna radiata var. radiata (mung bean) is the source of this 1683-nucleotide messenger RNA. Its product is annotated as 3',5'-nucleoside bisphosphate phosphatase. Bases 230 to 1579 code for a protein of 449 amino acids. Gene Ontology annotation, molecular function: 5'-3' RNA exonuclease activity; 5'-3' DNA exonuclease activity. The record is from RefSeq and is a predicted model, not a curated record. The transcript is spliced from 5 exons. Lineage: Eukaryota; Viridiplantae; Streptophyta; Magnoliopsida; Fabales; Fabaceae.